Messenger RNA from Rubroshorea leprosula, 2802 nucleotides. Lineage: Eukaryota; Viridiplantae; Streptophyta; Magnoliopsida; Malvales; Dipterocarpaceae. The record is from the annotation of a GenBank genome assembly.
UUUUUUUUUCAAGUUCAGAGAGAAAGACCAUGGAUGAUAGUUGUGUUGUUUGUGCUGACACACUCAAGUGGGUUGCCUAUGGCCCCUGUGGCCAUCGGGAGGUCUGCUCCACAUGUGUCAUUCGACUCCGAUUUAUUUGUGAAGAUCGCCGAUGCUGCCUCUGCAAGUGUGAAUCAGAUAUCAUAUUUGUUACUAGAGCACUUGGAGAUUAUACAAAGGUAAUAAAUGACUUUGCAGAUUUUCCAGCUGAUCCACCAGAUGGCCAAGUUGGACAUUAUUGGUAUCAUGAAGGGACGCAGGCAUUCUUUGAUGAUUUGGAUCACUACAAUAUGGUGAAAGCCAUGUGCAAGCUAUCUUGCGUUGUUUGUCAAAAAGAUGAACUAAGAGAUGCUGGGUCAAAGAGACGAGGGGAGUUUAAGAACAUUGAGCAGCUUAAAAGUCAUUUGAUCAAGUCGCAUAGGCUGCUUAUGUGCAGUCUGUGUUUGGAAGGCAGGAAGGUGUUUAUAUGCGAGCAAAAGUUAUAUAACAAAGCACAGCUGAAUCAGCAUAUAAGGACGGGUGAUUCUAAAGUUGAUGGCAAUGAGAGUGAGAGAGGUGGCUUUAGCGGACAUCCUAUGUGUGAAUUCUGUCAAAACCCAUUUUAUGGUGAUAAUGAACUGUAUUUACAUAUGUCAACUGAGCAUUAUACUUGCCAUAUAUGUCAAAGGCAGCAUCCUGGACAGUAUGACUACUUCAGAAAUUAUGAUGACAUGGAGAUUCAUUUUCGUCAAGAGCAUUUCUUAUGUGAGGAAGAGGAUUGUCUCACCAAAAAAUUUGUUGUUUUUUCAACUAACUCUGAAUUAAAGAGGCAUACAGCCAUGGAACAUGGAGGACGCCUUUCUCGUUCUAAGCGUAAUGCGACACUGCAGAUACCAGUAAGCUUCCAGUAUCCAAGGAGUUAUGAGCAAAAUCGUCAAGGUGGCGGACGUCAUUCUCUUCUUGAAUCAUCAGACAGUCAAUUUUCCUCUGUAACCCAAACUAGUCUAGCAACAAACCAUGCAGAAAGAUUGCAUGAUACUUCAACAAGUGCCCAAAUAAUUGCCAGUCACUCAGGAACUCACGAAGUUAGUUCAAUUGUUGGUCCUUUUCAGUCAUUAGCAACCAUAGAUUCUGAGCCUUCAGGUCAUCGUAAGGCAUCACGAAAGUCUAGGUAUGGGCAACUUGAGGAAUCAUCUUUCCCUCCUCUUCCUGUAGCAUCAAGCAGCAGUCAACAGAAAUCCAGAAGCAAUUCAGGAGAACUGGCUGGUAGCACCCUGGCUGCUCGCUUACAUCAUGGAAACAAUGGAACUAUAAAUGUUCUCAAUACUUCUCAGGCCUGGCCUGCUGUCAGUCAUCAGCCUACUGUUUCGGCUAGUGGUUGUUACCAGUCGAGGACCAUGCCAAAUUUAACAUCAUCGUUGUCAUCAUCUAGUUCUUCCCUUAGGAAGCCUGCUAGAGUUGAUGAACAUCUGCUAUCUAGUUCUGCUAGCUCUUCUCAGGGAACUGCAUGCAGUGUUGCACCUGCUAAUUUUCCUAGCUCAUCAAGGAAUACGAGUAGCACCAGUAAGGUCAGUCAUUCUGCUUCUGCUUCAAACCUUGUAGGUAGAGGGUUAUUUAAUUACUCUCUUUCUUCAGCUUCCAUGGCCCAAAUUAGUUGUAAAGCACCUACAAGUAGCCGCCCUUUGCUGAAAGUGGAAGAUGUACAAUCAGCUAACAAGGCUCUAGUGGAAAAGGUCCGUGCAGCUUUGGAAUUUGAUGAGGAUAGAUACUCUGUUUUCAAAGCAGUAUCUUCCAAGUACCGCCAGGGUUUAGUUAACACUGAGGAAUAUCUUGCCAAUGUUUAUCAGUUUGGUUUGGCCCAUCUUGUACUUGAGCUAGCUGGACUUUGUCCUGAUGCUCAGAAACAAAGAGAGCUUGUGGAGAGCUACAAUCUUAAUCUGAGGAGCACUGCUUCUAAUCAAAAUGGUUUGAGCAAUGACACUGGUCAGUCAAGACACAAAAAAGGUUCCAGAAAAGGUAAGGAGAAGUGUGAAGACAAUGACAAGGUUUCAACCAAUGGCCUUACUGGUUGGGUGAAAGCUUUCCAAUCAAAUACAAGGCCUUCUGCAGAAGAAGCAGGGGUUCUAUUCAAGGAUGUGUGGGAUUCUAAAAAGGGCAAAUCAAAGGUUUAUGGUGAUGAACAGAUGAAUUUAAGUUCUGCUGAUCAGUCCCAAACAGAACCAAGAACUGGAAAUGGACCACAGUCAGAAGGUGGUGCGUGCUCAAGCAAUAAUCUGUCUAACGGGAAAGGAGGGAACAAGCCACGGAAAAAGGUCUCCAAGUUCCUGAGAAACCGACUUGGUGAUGCUUCAGCAGGGGUAGUCUCCAAUCCUGGUAUUUCUUCUUCUGAUCCUGGUCCUGAUCACUUUGAAGAAAAAGCAGAUGAAAGUGAGGAACCACCUGAAGGACUGCCAGUUCGUGGUGUAUGGCGAAAUGGGGGAGGUCGGAGACUUUUGGCCAUGACCAAGAGAGAAACUAAAAAGUGACAGUGCCGUCUUCAUGUGGAUUAAAAUUAUCUUUGCCGUGUGUUGUAGUAGGGUAGUUUGUGGUGAUGAUAGCCAGGUAGAUAUAAAUGUGUCUCCUUUUCUUUUUUGGCUCAUGUCAUGAAUGUAACAAACUAGUACUAUACAGGUUAGUUUGGGAUACCAUGAAUUCUCCUUACUGGUUACCCAUGGAAGUAAACAAAAACUUUCUUUCUCUAUGUUUAGAAUAUCAACUUAUCUUCAAUAACUACCCUGCCUUUUU